AUGGGCGGACUCACCUCGUGCAACGAUUCAGUCCGAUCCAUUCGAGCACACCAAAGAAGAGGCGACAUUACGAACCGAUUGAACGUAUGGAGCCAGAAGGAGACAAAGACCUUCGGAGCCCCAAUCACGAGUGAUGACACGACGACCUUCACAGACGCAGACGCCGAAGGAGUAAAUUUCCCACACAACGACCCCCUGGUCGUCGAGAUAAUGGUCGCGGACUGCGAAGUACCUAGAAUCUUAGUGGACACCGGAAGCUCGGUAAACUUGAUUUUCCAGGAAAACUUGCAAAAAAUGGAGCUCCGAGGAUACAAACACAAGCCAAAAACCCGACAAUUGACAAGCUUCGCCGGAGAAACUACAAUGUCCGUCGGAACGAUAAAACUGCCCGUUCAUCCAGGCGGGAUAACGAAAAUCACGACGUUCACCAUAAUAGACAAACCCGCGGUCUACAACAUCAUCCUAGGAACGCCAUGGCUGCACGACAUGGAGGCGGUACUUUCCUCAUACCACCAAUGCCUGAAGUUCCCGACAUCAUUAGGGACGCACGUGCUAAAAGGAAGCCAAGGGAUCGCACGGGCGUGCUCCAUCAUGGGACCCGAGGAGAUGAGGGUCCGGAGAGCUUGCAACGCCGUCAUCAGCGAAAUCCCCACCGAGCAAACCAGAACGGGAGAACCGCCGAGAGAAGCCAUCGAACAAUUCCCCAUCGACGACAAUAACCCCGAAAGACGCGUCGGAAUAGGAAGCGAGCUGAGCCCAGAUAUCCGCGCCGAACUAAUCGACUUCCUCAAAGAAAACUUCUCGACUUUCGCAUGGAAAACAACCGAUAUGAUCGGGAUCGAUCCCAGCAUCAUCUGCCACGAAUUAAACGUCAACCCGACUUAUAAUCCGGUUAAACAGAAAAGAAGGAAGCUAGGACCAGAACGCGCGGCAGCCGUAAACGCGGAAGAAGAACGCCUCACGAAUGCCGGUUCCAUAAGGGAGGUCAGAUACCCAGAAUGGCUUGCAAAUCCAGUGGUCGUCAAGAAAAAGAACGGAUCCUGGAGAGUGUGCGUGGACUUUACCGAUCUAAACAAGGCAUGCCCGAAGGACAGCUUCCCACUACCUCACAUAGAUCGCAUCGUGGAAGCCACGGCAGGAAACGAGCUACUCUCCUUAAUGGACACCUUCGCCGGAUAUAACCAGAUCCUGAUGCAUCCGGAAGAUCAAGAGAAAACCUCAUUCAUCACCGAGAGAGGAACUUACUGCUACAAAGUCAUGCCAUUCGGACUCAAAAACGCCAGAGCCACCUACCAGCGAUUGGUGAAUGAAAUGUUCUCAGAACAGCUAGGAAACACAAUGGAGGUGUAUAUCGACGACAUGCUGGUGAAAACAUUCAGAGCAAAGAGCCACGUCAACGACCUGCGGAAAUGUUUCGCGAUACUCAACGAAUAUGAAGCUGAACCCGGCGAAAUGCACCUUCGCGGUGACAUCUGGAGAAUUCCUGGGAUACAUCGUAACCAAAAGAGGCAUCGAAGCUAA
Molecule: messenger RNA, 1521 nt
Organism: Brassica oleracea var. oleracea
Lineage: Eukaryota; Viridiplantae; Streptophyta; Magnoliopsida; Brassicales; Brassicaceae
Exons: 1
Coding region: 1-1521 (506 amino acids)
Biological process (GO): proteolysis
Molecular function (GO): aspartic-type endopeptidase activity
Source: RefSeq, a predicted model, not a curated record